Messenger RNA from Gadus chalcogrammus (walleye pollock), 2633 nucleotides. RefSeq lists its product as uncharacterized. The record is from RefSeq and is a predicted model, not a curated record. NCBI's taxonomy places the organism in Eukaryota, Metazoa, Chordata, Actinopteri, Gadiformes, Gadidae. The transcript has 2 exons. Gene Ontology annotation, molecular function: mRNA binding; metal ion binding. The coding region runs from base 166 to 1443 and encodes 425 amino acids.
UGGGGUGUGGAGCUUUUGCUGGAGAGGCUAUAAAAUAGGAGCCCGUUUCGAAUUUAAGUUUAAACUAGACACACACAGAGUGUACAAAACAGAGUGUGAAAACUCAAGGCAGAAAAGAGUUGAAACGUCUUCCUUUUGUUUUCCUUUGCUACGGGAGUGCACAGCAUGUCCAAUAUGCUCGACAACUUUCUCUCACGGAAUUUGCUGAACCUCGCCCUGGACGAUGCCUUCUCGUCACCAAAGUCUCCAUCAAAAGUCUCUGGACCCAGUCGAUUGAACCGCUCUGUCUCGUUCCUCAUCCCCCCUUCCUCCUCCUCCUCCUCUCCGACCUAUAGCCCCAGCACGGAACAGGUUAACAAUGGCGAUGACAGCACUACCUUCUGGCCUGACAAUAUAUGGAGUCAGGCCUCUCUCACCAAACAGCAACAGCUCCCCUUCAGGCCUGAUCGCUCCAUGAGUCUGACCGAGUCCAGCACCACCCUUCUCUCUUACUGUAGCCAGCUGAAAGACCUUGAUGCCUUCUCCUUGGCUCCUACUACUACUACUCUGGCUCCCCCGCCGGGCUUCCCUCCGUCCUCCUCUCUGGCCACCCAGAUACAGCCCCAGACGCUGCUCCCAUCCAACCGCUAUAAGACUGAACUCUGCCGUGGCUUUCAGGAGAGCGGCAGCUGCAAGUACAGCAACAAGUGCCAGUUUGCCCACGGCGAGGCGGAGCUGCGCGGGCUGCACCGCCACCCCAAGUACAAGACAGAGCCCUGCAGAACCUUCUACAACUUUGGCUAUUGCCCCUACGGGACCCGCUGCCACUUCCUCCAUGAGGAGAAGAGUAGUGGGCCCUUGUCAUCCGCUAAGUUCUCCAACCAGUGCCAGAGUCUCUCCAACGGCGGCCAGAACCCGAGGCACCAGCUCCGCCAGAGUGUCAGCUUCGCCGGUUUCCUGGGCUCGUCCCGGUCCUCUCCUCCGCCCCCCCACUCGCUGUCCUUCACCGAUCCCAACCUGGGAUUCAGCCGCGCUCCUUCCGUUUCUCCUCCCCCGGUCGACCUCCUCUCCCCGGCCCCGGGCGACUCCCUGCAGCGGGAGGCGGCGUUCCCAUUCGGCCACACCCACAGCCGCACCAGCGCCGGGGACGUCCACAACAUUCCUGUGAUUAUGGAGCCCAAGCCUUCCCGCUGCGUGUGCGGGCACGGGGCGCUGAGCGGCGGUGGCGGCCGAGGGGAAGAUGACGCCAAAAGCCAGGAUUCGGGCAGCGUGUUCUCGGGCUCAGGGGGCCACCACGGGGCCUUCCAGAAGCCGGCCGCGCUCCAGCGCUUCUCCUCCGAGGACUCCCUGGAGGACAGCUACAGCAGCAGCAGCGGGGCAUCCAGCGGAAGUGAAUCCCCGUCUUUCGACAGCUCAGCCAACAAGAGGCUCACUGUGUUCGCACGCUUGUCCCUGUCAGACUAGGUUCAACCCGGAUCACAGCAGAUCCAAAGCAGAACUGACAUAUUGGAGAAUAUCUGUGUCUUCUUUUUUUAAUCCAGAACUAAUCUUCCAAAGCGUUGCAGGAUGCAGCAAAUCUUCUCACAGUUCCUGAAUCAUGUUUGUUAGAAGAUAGAACUGAUUUGGAUAAAUGAUAUAGUUUUUGGUACCAAAAUUUCUUGAGAAUCUAUUUUUAUAUAUACAUAUAUCUUUUUUCUAUUGUCUAGCUAAUUGCCUCUUUGUAUGUGGUCUUCCACUCGAAGGCCUGACACCUGAGAAGUGUACUUGGGUGUAGUUUCAUGAAUGAUGCACAAAUCUAGUUUAUAACUGCGGUGAUCAAAAAAGUAAUGUUGUAAAUUCUGUACCUCCAUGAUUCCCCCUGCCUCACAAGGCUGUGUGCCAUGAACAGUAUAUGCACUUUACAGUCAAUUGAAUGGGAGAAACUCAGUAAGUUUGACUCCUGGUAGCACUCAACCAAACCGUAAUUAGGCAUUGCGCCACUGCAUCUGGUCAACCUGUGUGUGUGUGUGUGUGUGUGUGUGUGUGUGUGUGUGUGUGUGUGUGUGUGUGUGUGUGUGUGUGUGUGUGUGUGUGUGUGUGUGUGUGUGUGUGUGUGUGUGUGUGUGUGUGUGGCAAUACUAUCUACUACUCAUACAAUCCUUAACUUGGUAAUGUUCAAACAUGAAAUGUAGAUUGCUGUAGAUCGCUGUCCACAUUCUUUUGGUUAGCAAUGUGAUAACAUCAGAGUCUGUGAAUUAUCUUUGAGCAUUCUGCAAAAUUCUGAAAGUAUCUCAUACUUUCAUACUUUAUCUAUAAAGUAUGAACGUUUCCAUUUGCCUCUCCGGAUUGCCUGACAACCCUGGUUAGUUCUUAGCUCUGAAAGUCUCAGACGCUUCCUUGUCCAUGGACUUACAAAAAAAGCAGUAUUCGUGUUGGUUAUACAGUUGGUUGGCUUAUUCGCUUUGUUUAACUUAAAUUCAUAUAUUUAUUAUAUUUAUUUGUAUUAAAGAAAUAAGUUGUGCUUUGAACUUGAACUUGUAUUUUGUACUAUAUUUAUGGAGAAUUAUCCAGGGUCUGUGAAAGCCAAUGUGACAAUACAUAUGUGGUAAAAAAAAAAGAGAAUCCUUUAUAUUUUUCAUUGCCUAAGAGACAAAUAAAAUAAAAAUAAAUUAAAA